This is a messenger RNA of Diospyros lotus (date-plum), 932 nucleotides long. RefSeq names its product non-specific lipid transfer protein GPI-anchored 20-like. Lineage: Eukaryota; Viridiplantae; Streptophyta; Magnoliopsida; Ericales; Ebenaceae. The record is from RefSeq and is a predicted model, not a curated record. The coding region runs from base 116 to 760 and encodes 214 amino acids. The transcript is spliced from 4 exons.
AAAUCUCCUCUUUCUCCUUUCUUUCAAACAACCAGUUCUUAAAUCCAUCUCUCAACACUCCCAAUUUCAUUGUUGUGCUCUAUAAGGAACUCCUGCAGGUGAACAACCCACAAAAAUGGCAGUUUCAGAGAUCUUUUUGCGCCUUUCUCCAGCUCUGGCGAUUGCUUCCGUGCUCCUGAUCAUGCCGGUUCACUCCCAGAUCCAGACCCCUUGCACUGCUUCAAUGCUCGCUAGUUUAACUCCAUGCAUGAACUUUCUUACCAACAGCAGCUCCAAUGGAGCUCCACCAACUGCAGGUUGUUGCAAUGUUCUCAAGUCCCUUGUGAGCAAUGGCACAGAUUGUCUGUGCCUUAUUGCCACUGGAAGUGUCCCCUUCCAAAUACCCAUCAACCGGUCCCUCGCCAUCUCCCUGCCGCGAGCCUGCAACAUGCCCGGCGUUCCUCUCCAGUGCAAAGCCUCUGCUGCCCCUAUUCCAGCUCCAGGGCCAACCGCAUUUAGAACUAAUUUGGCUCCUGAAGGUCCUGCUCCUCUUAGUCCUCAAGGGUCUGUUGAUCCCGAAUCAGUGCCACCAGCUUUGGCACCAGAUGCCCAGAUGACUCCUGAUCUCACCCCUCCAUCUACAACCAUGGAGCCAGAAGCUCCAACGGGGAAUCCAGGAAGCAGGCCCGUUCUCAACCCGUCGGCUGCUGAGCCCCCUCACAGUUUUUCACCAUCUUUGGUGCUGGCUCUGAUAGGAGCCAUACUUCUGAAGUGCUACUAGAGCUAGUUCUGCAUCUCUGUAUUUCUAUGCAUAUGUACUUAGGAUAUUGUCUAUGCACUAGAGAAACCAUUCUUUCGGGGUGUGAAACAUUGUUUGGACCUAUUCUGGCGAUUGUAUUCAUCAAUAAGCCUGCAAUAUUGAUUUUCUAGUGGAAUACCAUAGCUUCUUCUUG